Epinephelus fuscoguttatus (brown-marbled grouper) is the source of this 2491-nucleotide messenger RNA. RefSeq names its product beta-microseminoprotein-like. The record is from RefSeq and is a predicted model, not a curated record. NCBI's taxonomy places the organism in Eukaryota, Metazoa, Chordata, Actinopteri, Perciformes, Serranidae. The coding region runs from base 642 to 980 and encodes 112 amino acids. The transcript has 4 exons.
UUCUCAAUCCCUCUUGUUGGCUACUGCGUGAAAGUUUUUGACCCGGAGGCUUGUAGUGCACAAGGACAACCCAUCCGUACUAUGUCCUGUUCGUGGUGGAGUAAUGAGGAAGUGAUGGAGUCAGUGUUUUGAGUGGUCUAUACAUUGCAUCUAUUUUCUUUUGUUGUUGUUGUUCGAGCAAGAAUCGAAAAUAAAAAGCAAUAAUGCAAUUUGAAAUGAAUGAAAAAAUACUAUUAAAUUUCUUCAUGGUGUACUCUACUCUACUCUGCUAUUACUUUUAGCACAACUCUGUAAGAGAGAGAAAAACAGAAACCAUGUUAGACCAUGUUGGCGCUCCACCAACCAAAGACUGAGACAUUAUGACUCGAAAAAGUCAGAUAAAAGUAGACAUGAUUCAUGGGAGCGUUUUUCAGAUCUUAAAAAUGACUUCAAAUGACUUUGUACACUGUAUCGUCUAUUUCUUUAUUUGUUGUGUUCAGGCAAAUACAAAUAGUGGUGACCUCUUCCAGUAAACUGACCUCCCCUCCACCCUCCACUCCCCUUAUUUGAUUCCAAAGGUCCGUGAAGACACACUGUUUAAGAGUUGCUCAUUAAAAAAUACAAUAUAUUUUAUCCUCUCACCUAAACACAAUUCAAACCGGAUGAGUCUGACUGCCGCUAUGAAAUAUUUGGCUCUGGCUUUUCUGCUUUGUGCUUUGGCACCACUGUCCAAUGGAGCCUGCCACCACAAGGUCAUGAAACCUGACAUGACCCAUUGUCAGGACGAUGUGGAUGAGACGUGGCAUGCUGUCGGAUCUUCAUGGAGAAACAGUCGAUGCAUGGACUGUACUUGCAGUCGGUGUUGCACUGGGUUCUCAAUCCCCGUGGGAUUCCCUGACUACUGCGUGAAAGUUUUUGACCCGGAGGCUUGUGAAUACAUAGUGCACAAGAAGGACGACCCAUCCGUACUAUGUCCUGUUCGUGGUGGAAAAGGAAAGUGAUAAAGUCCUUGUUCUGAGUGGUUUUAAGGUGUGAAUUCAUUUUUUCCCUCUCUUCUGUUGUUAUUGAACUGGAGAGAGAGCGAGAGGCAUGCAGAUGUGAUCCCUCACUGGCUUCUCACCAGGGAACACUGUUUUGACUGUAACACACGACCAAACAGGAAGCAAAGCUGCCGGAAAUUUAAAAUAAAAUACCGCGACACAUGACAUUUCAAAUGAAUGAAUGAAUAAAUCAGUUUAGUAAUAUUUGCAUAGAAGAGGCACAGGAGAAAACAGCAGCUUCCAUGAAGUAUGGCAGUGUGAGAAUUUCCGUCAUUAUUACCUGGUUCCCUAUAAAACUCAGCCAUGCUCUCUUCUAAAGUCAUUUUUUGAUCUGUCCAGUCACAAUCUCUACUGGCUAAGAACUUCUAACUAUCAUUCCUCAACUUGCUCAGAAAGGACUCGAGCUGAGACAUUUAGCACGCCACUAGCUAGGACUUAUUGGAAAUGUUGGAAUUUGUUAAAGGCAGCUAAAACACAUAAAUAUUAAAUAAACAAUAUUAGAUGGUUUUCCCCCCAAAAAUCCCUUCCUCAUCUAAACACACAAAGCUGUCCACAUACAGAAACAGAAGUUCCAGUUUCUCCCAUGGAUAGGAGAAAUGAUUCUGGUUACCAAGAAUGUUCAAUGAUGGCUCAACCCAAAAUAAAAAAUAGUUUUUCUUCCUCUGUAGUGGUAUCUAUCAGUCUAGAUUGUUUGGUGUGACUUGCUGAGUGUUGGAGAUAUCGGCUGUAGAGAUGUCUGCCUUCUGUUGAAUGUAAUGGAACUAGAUGGCACUUAGCUUGUGGUGCUCAGAGCGCCAAACAAAAUACAUUUGAAAAACUCAACAGCAAUGUCUCUUUACAGAAAUCAUGACCUGGUUAUUCAAGAUAAUCCAUUGAGCUUUUUAGGAACUAUUUUCUUUCUACCAAACUAUCCCCACUAAUUGUUUCACUACGCUGAAGGAGGCGUGCAUCUGCUCAUGGAUGAGAUGCUCAUGCUCUUGACAGUGUUAGAUGAAAACACUGAUGCCAUCUUCCUCGGCUGAGCUGUAACAUUGGCUCAGUAGUGCUAGGUGAGCUAGCAGUAGAUGCACACUGUUGGCGGGCAAGCAACUGUGUCAGCUUCCAUCCUGCUGGUCUUGAUCAAAGUGUCAGCAGUCUUCAAACAGCCAGCCAUGACCCGGGUGGACAAAAACCUGCUGAAGAAUCAUCAUAAGCAAAACUGAGACCCAUCUCCUCCAGUUUCCUGGCAGUGACAUUUACAGGAAAGCUCAAGCCAAAUGUGAGACCAGAGGUUUAAAUUACAGUACUAUACGCUAAUAUAUUAAUUAAAAUACUGCAUCUGAAGAACAUUUUUAUAGUGAAUUUCUAUUAUCGUUAUAAUCAUGAAUGUUGUGUCCAGCAGCACUAUAGACUGCUGGGCAACCAACAAUAAAAGAGAACCUGCAAAAAACAGGCUGCAUACACACCAACCUCAUAAAAGACAAAAAAUCUCA